AUGUACUUGGCCGUUGGUCGGAACACGUCGCGGGAAGUAUGGCAAUCCAUCACCGCCGCCCUCGGAUCGUCGACGCGUGCCCGUUGCCUGAAUUUACUCGGGCAGUUCCAGUCGUUGCGUCAAGGCAACAGUUCGCCGGCAGAGUUUCUGGGACGUGCGCAGCUUCUGGUCGAAGACCUGGCGCUCGCCGGCCGACCGGUGUCGUUAGACGAACAGAAUUUGUUCGUUUUCCGAGGUCUACGCCCGGAGUUCAGGGCUAUGGCAGCUUCGUUAACGGUUUCAGGUAAUCCGAUAACCAUCCCCCAGCUAUCCGAUUUUCUACAGGCGCAAGAGUUUAUACUUGCAGAUGAUUACCCGGCGCCGGCUUCUGGAGUGUCGCAUUCCGGUCUGUACACUGCUCGUGGCGGACGCGGGAAUGGCGAGGCGAAUUCUCGUGGUGGACGUGGUCGUGGAGUUCGUGGCGGGAAUGGACGUGGCGGCCGCAAUGGUCGUGGAAAUCCGCCGAGGUGCCAGAUCUGCCGCGCCAUCGGCCACACUGCUGUUCAUUGCUUCAAACGGUACAAUGCACCGCCACCUGCCUAG
Molecule: messenger RNA, 582 nt
Organism: Ipomoea nil (Japanese morning glory)
Lineage: Eukaryota; Viridiplantae; Streptophyta; Magnoliopsida; Solanales; Convolvulaceae
Exons: 1
Coding region: 1-582 (193 amino acids)
Source: RefSeq, a predicted model, not a curated record